AUGACGAUACAAACAAAGCCAAUCGUGACGGGUGGCCUCCCUUUAGUUAAACUCACAGAGACCGACCGCGAAUUCCUGGAUCCCUCAUAUCUUAGUGGGUCUUACCGAUAUUACGAUCUCAUCAUUUCAAACACUACCGCUACACGAAGCCCAUCAGGCUUGGAUGUAGCCAAAACCGUAUUUGGUCCAACGAUCUAUGGUCCUGGUCAAAUUGAUAACACCAAUAAUACCACCGCUCUGAUCUGUCCGAUGACUGCUGUAUGUCAAUGCUCAUAUAGUGAUAGCAUUCAAAAACUAUUCGAGCUGGAGAAUAUGGGCAUCACCUCAAUUGAAAGUAAUGCGGACGAGGGUACUUAA
Messenger RNA from Strongylus vulgaris, 357 nucleotides. The record is from the annotation of a GenBank genome assembly. Lineage: Eukaryota; Metazoa; Nematoda; Chromadorea; Rhabditida; Strongylidae.